This is a messenger RNA of Lingula anatina, 1904 nucleotides long. Its product is annotated as aquaporin AQPAe.a. Gene Ontology annotation, molecular function: water channel activity. Lineage: Eukaryota; Metazoa; Brachiopoda; Lingulata; Lingulida; Lingulidae. Gene Ontology annotation, cellular component: plasma membrane. The record is from RefSeq and is a predicted model, not a curated record. Gene Ontology annotation, biological process: transmembrane transport; water transport.
AACUUAAAAAGAUAUAUCAGUGGCGUGCGUGCGCGUAUAAAAUCCCUCGCAGCGAAUGUUCAGUUCCAACAGCACAGACAAGCGUACAGCAUUCUUCCAUUCUCUUGUUAACAAGUUUGCAAGCUCAGCGUCUGGGCCAGAACGAACACCAUGGGAAUCUGGAAGGAGAAAGUCUUACAUCAAUUUCAAAGUGAAAUAAAAGACAUUAAAACACUUCAGUUCUGGAGAGCCGUGUGCGCAGAAAUAAUAGGAACGUUAAUUCUCGUAACUAACGGCUUGAUGUUGACGAUUGCCCUUGCUGACUGUCCCAAGUAUGUUACGACGUUAGGAAUAGCGGUAGGAAUGGGCUUCUGCUUGUACUGUAUUGAUGCUGCUAUUGGUCACGUCAGCGGGGCGCACAUCAACCCUGCAGUGAGUCUGGCACUCCUCAUUUCUAAGCAGUUCACGCCUCUGAAAGCGCUGAUAUAUGUCGUUGCCCAGUGUACCGGAGCAGUUUUGGGAGCAUGGUUGCCUGAAGCGUUUGUUCCACCCGGUCGUCAGAUCAGCGGCUACGUACAGCAUCACCAUGAAGUGACUCUGGCACAAGCUUUUGGAAUUGAAGUGUUUAACACAUUUUUCGUGGUUUUCAUUGCUCUGGGGUCUAUUGAUACCCACUAUCACCCAUAUGACCCAUCCUGGGGACUGCCCAUCGGACUGUCGGUGACAAUAGCCAUCGUUACCGGGGGAGAUUUAUCUGGUACGAUGUUGAACCCAUGUAUAUCAUUUGGGCGUUCCUUCAUAGCUGGCAAGUGGGAACAUAGUUGGCUGUACUGGGUCGGCCCUAUUACUGGCGCAUGUUUAGCCACGUUUAUUUACCACUAUAUAGUCAGACAGGGAGGAACGCCAAUAGAGAGAAAAGACAAUGGGGUUUUAGGAGAAGAUGUGGGAUCAAAUAAAGAACAUCAUCACGGAAACUGGGUUGCAGACGAGUUUAUCAGUCAACAUGCGUGCAGCAAGUGCAAGACUUUGCAUAGCCAAAUAUCAUCGUUAAGCAUUGUCCUCACGAAUCCAACAACAGCAAUUGACGAGAAUGGAGAAGAACAGUUAACUUCAAUGUGACCCAGUGGACCGCCAAAGACAAGCUGUCAGAAGUCUUUCAACUGUCCAACAAGAACACGACUGACAUGGAGUCACCUUUGACCUCGGUUUAAAACCGCAGGUGUCCUUUACCUUAAGACCUUAACGUGUAAUAUCUUCGAGAAACAGACAGCAACAGUAUUAAAACAUCUUGAUUACACUCUAUAUUAGAUUGAGCUAAAUUCUGAUUAAAUUUCACAAUAGUACAAUGGUACAUUUCACAAUGGUACAUUGAUAAAUUAAUUUAUGACGUAUUUAAGUUUUGUUUCAUUCAUAAAUAACUUAUAUCAGUAAUAUAGUUAUGUAUUACCACCAGAAAGAAAUAUUCAAUCUUUCAUUUUUUAGGGAGUUAUAUCUAAAUAUUAUUUUACAGUAUAUAUUUAAAGCGAAUUAAAAAUAGUAUUGAAAUAAGUUUACAUUCUAUGUACAGCCCUCUUCAGUGAGUACAUUAUUUCAAAUAAAAGGAGAGCAACAAUAUUAAGAAACGAAAAUAAACCAAUACGUAUAAUCCUUUAAACUGUUUCUAUAUACCUCUACUAGUAGAUAAUCCCAAGCUUCGCAUUCAUGGAAAGUCCUCCAUAACCAUUGUACCUGUACCGAUUUCAAUAUUAGCCGACAUGGUGAUGAUGAACGUUCGCAGGGUGUACAGUGGAGCCGCCAUCAGUACUUUGUAAUAAGACGCCCCAGAUUCUGUAUAUUUCAAAAUUUCGUUUUAAAACAAAUCUAAAACAGUUUUUGUCAAUUUAGCAUGAAAAAGUCAUUGGUCAUUGUACACAAACAUCUCCCAC